AUGCCUCCAAAAGCACCCGGUGCAAAAGCUCCUGGCUUCGUCGCACAGGUGACCGCACCACUCGUGAGUGCCGUUGCAUCGAGUGCCAUGGGCGGCGGUACUGCGAAACCACAGAACGCAGCCAAACCCUCGGGUACAAAAGCUGGUCCGUCCACUUCCCAACCGACGUCGGGUGAGGUAUCCCUACCCGCGCGCUACCCUCUCAUUGCAGCCCUUGAAGCUAUUGGCGGACCCGACGUUGUGGCAUCCGCGAGCAAACUUAUCCUCGUGACCACCACAUUUCCCAAAUCGAAACCUGGACCCGUCGGGAAACCUGCCGUCAUCGGGUGGGAGAAUCGUUACGUGACCGGUCUGCAAGGCAACGUCACCAAACCCGUCAACGAUACUUUCAGAGGCCAAAAGAUCCAGCUCGAGACCGGCGACCUGUUCCGCAUCCGCUGGGACUUCGACCCCGGCAACCCUCCGGAUCCCACCAAGAACAUCGGGCUGGUCGACGGCAAAGGCGUCCACCUCAACGCAGAGUUCUUCGGCAAACGAGCGACGACGAAGAUAGCGUUCACGCCGACCACGGAUGCCGUUGUCAACCCACCCGGUAACCGCAACCCGGGCAGAUUCGACAUGGCCGUCGGCGACAUGUCGACCUGGUUGGAUUAUCAAACCAAGGCGAACACGGACUCGCACAUCUUUUCCAUGAAGGAGAGGACGGGGGAAACGAACGCAGACGGGUCGAACGACGACAAGCCGGAUAACGACCCCACCGAUAACGACGUGCGGGCCAAGGCGCUGAAGGCCAUGGCGCCGAAAUUGGCGGCGAGGUGGAAGGACAUGCAUGCGUCAGCGCUGGCCAGUGGCUACAAGCCCGGGACGGAGUAA
Letharia columbiana is the source of this 873-nucleotide messenger RNA. RefSeq lists its product as uncharacterized. The record is from RefSeq and is a predicted model, not a curated record. The transcript is spliced from 2 exons. Lineage: Eukaryota; Fungi; Ascomycota; Lecanoromycetes; Lecanorales; Parmeliaceae. Bases 1 to 873 code for a protein of 290 amino acids.